Molecule: messenger RNA, 295 nt
Organism: Sinocyclocheilus grahami
Lineage: Eukaryota; Metazoa; Chordata; Actinopteri; Cypriniformes; Cyprinidae
Product: microtubule-associated proteins 1A/1B light chain 3C-like
Exons: 3
Coding region: 44-295 (83 amino acids)
Source: RefSeq, a predicted model, not a curated record
UUCACGAGUAAUUAGCGCGCGCGGGUCAGAGGUGCGACACAGCAUGCCUCCACUGGAGAAAACCCAGCGUCCCAAACCUUUCAAACAGAGGAAGAGUUUAGAUUACGUAUCAGCAACGAGGAAACAAGAGGUGGUGGGAAUCCGAACGAAGUUUCCGACUAAGAUCCCGGUGAUAAUCGAGAGAUAUCAGAGAGAGAAGCACCUGCCGCCGCUGGAUAAGACCAAGUUCCUCGUGCCUCAGGAGCUCACCAUGAGUCAGUUCGUGAGCAUCAUCAGGUCUGUCUUCUGGAGCUGA